CUCAAACUUUCACAUGUCAUUUCGUGGCCUGGCUUUUUUGUUGUGUUGUGUUAUGAUUUUGUGAAAAAAAUUUUCUCGUCGUAUACUCUUAUGUGUUUUUUAGCAUCCAUUUUGCAUCUUAAAGGUGUCUUUCAUCAAGAAGAAUCCACACAGGACAGUGAAUUAAAUACAUCGGAUGUAUGUUCUUUAGGAAGAUUUGGAAGUCAAAUUUGAUGAAACGCCACAUCACAUUGACUCCUGAACACGAAGUUUGAAAACUAUGGAGUUAUGUGAAGCGUAUAAAAUACUCAUCACCCUCGCGGAUAAUGUGAAAAACAAAGACGAUGAAAUGCACUUAAAAAAGGAAGUAAAAAAGCAAUUAUUGCCAGCUUUCACAAGCCGGGAAGAGAGUAGAAUAACAGAGGCAUUGCAGUGUUAUCGAGCUGUAUGUAAUAAAUUGAGAACCAAUAACUUUGAGUGGGAUGUUCUAGAUGACAUAGACGACUUGCUUCUCUCUAUAAUGGAAAAUGAGCAAAAUCUUGCCUUGCGGAAAUGUUAUGAAGAAAUUCUACUAGCGGUUGUCUGUGACUCAGGCUUAUCCAGCUUGAAAUGGUCAAAUAGAUUAACUGCGCUGUUCAAGGAUUACUGCAGGGUUGAUAUUGGACCAGGAUCUGGGCUGAAUAGCCUCAAGGCUCUCAAAGCUUUUAUUACAAAUACUUGGCCACGUUUAAAAGAGAACUGGGGUCGACUGACAGCAAUUGUGUUGGAGUCGCUGUUUGAUCUGUAUCAUUCAAAAUCAAUUACUAGGAGUGCAGAGGAAACUGAUGAAAUUAGGAAUGUUUGCUUUGAUAGCUUGGUGAUUUUACAGAAAGCAGUUCCUGAUGAAGUUAACCAAUUCAUUCAAGAAAUUCUAAAACGGGACAUAUUUAAUGCAGAACUCAACAAGCUUUUGAAAGAAGUUCUUGUCAGCUGUAAUGAAAAAACUGAGAAGGAAUCUUGAAAAUAAAGUUAUUGAUCUAGUAUCAGGAAACAAUAGGUCAGCGGGUAAAGAUUCAAGGUAACUCCCAAUUUAUGUUGCGCUCAUUCUAUCUUUGUAAGAUCAGAAAUGGCCAAGAACAGUAUUUAACAAAGUGGCGAGCGUCUGUUUACUUCAAUGAAUCUGCCAAUGUCAAAUCAGCAGCAACCGUUUUUUGUAUUGGCUAAAUACCAACAGAAACAAGUCAAAAUCAUUUAUUCCUCUAUGACCAAACAUUAUAAAAGAGAAAGAAAAAGUUAAUGUUGAGUUCGCAAGUUUAGAUUUAAAUUUUUCAGAUGAAUUUCAACUAUCAUGUUACAUCAUGCAAGCAAUUCCAAACAAAGUCAUAGAAGUUGUUCCUUUCAGAUCUUACCGCAUAAGAUACUGCAUUUAUUUUUUCAUUUUUAGAGGUAAUUUUUUCUUUCUAUGAUUUCAUUAUUUGGUAUAUAAUGGGUACUUUUGAUCCAAGGCAAUCAAAGGUGCGUUGUUGAAGUAAGCUGUUUUGGACUGUUUGGAAACCGAAUUAUCCGAUGAAGUGAUCGGCAUUGUUAACCUUUAUGACUGAUUGAAUUAUGGUUUACUUAAAUGAAUGCCUAAUGCUUCUACCAAACGCUCAACAAUUUUGAGAGGCAUGUAGGACAGUUGCAUUUGGUGAACUGGAGAACCUAAUGGGAUCGGAUAAGUUUGCUUGGACAACACAUCCCAAGAAUCUACUCUCCUCCCAAAAUUUGAGGAAAAGUAGUCUUAUCAUCUACCAGAGAGUCAGUAUUUAAUUAUUUUUUUCAAAGGAACUAACAGGUUACAAGAGAAAAAAUUUCAUAUUUUCUUCUAUGUUUUUUUUUACCUUGAAAAUGUUAGAUUUCAUUUUGUCUUAUAUUUACCUUCAAGGGAAAACAUUUUGAAAAGCGGUAACUUCUAAUUGUGUACCUACAUACUCCAGUUGAAAGCCGAAUCAUCUUGAGAAGAAUCUAAGUUUUUUUAAUAUGUUCACAUUUGUAGAAAGUAAGCUCAAAUGAGAAGUGGUCAUGAAUUCAAUAGGCAAAUUAAAUUAUUUUUUGUAUAAAUGUCUUUGCUGUUACCAUUAAAUUGUCAUUUUACAAAAUUGUUUUAUUUUUUUUUUUUUCACUGCAUCUAGUCAUUGUAAUUAUAUGAUGUAAUUAUAGUCAUUUUAAGUCAUUUUAUGAUGAGCAAUGGGGAAGCAUGUAUUUCGUUACCUGAUUGCUGUAUGAAAAGACAUAAUUUAUUUUUGGAUGGUGAAAAUUUAUGGUAAAGGCAAAAAUUAAUAAAAUAGGUAAUAUUUAGUAA
This is a messenger RNA of Bemisia tabaci, 2299 nucleotides long. RefSeq names its product TELO2-interacting protein 2. The record is from RefSeq and is a predicted model, not a curated record. NCBI's taxonomy places the organism in Eukaryota, Metazoa, Arthropoda, Insecta, Hemiptera, Aleyrodidae.